UAGCUAAUCAGAGCAACGUUCGGUUUGGCGGUAGCCAAUAGGACGUGAGUCCUACUGAGAGUAAUGUUACAGAGCCGAGAGCAGAGUGAGAAGACUGCGUAUCGCUAUUACCUUCACACAGCCAUUGCAGUACAUUGAGAAUCAGCAGCAGCCUUUGAGAUUUAAGGAAGAUGGGGAAAGACCCAACAAAGCCAAGGGGCAAAAUGUCCUCUUAUGCCUAUUUUGUCCAGACCUGCAGAGAGGAACAUAAGAAGAAACAUCCUGACACAUCAGUCAAUUUCUCAGAAUUCUCUAAAAAGUGCUCUGAGCGGUGGAAGACUAUGUCAGCUAAGGAAAAGGGCAAGUUUGAAGACAUGGCCAGACUUGAUAAGGCCCGUUAUGAACGGGAGAUGAAGAACUAUGUACCUCCCAGAGGUGAAAAGAAGAAGAGGUUUAAGGACCCCAAUGCUCCUAAGAGACCCCCGUCAGCCUUUUUCAUUUUUUGUGCGGAAUAUCGGCCCAAGGUGAAAGAGGAGACCCCAGGAUUGUCUAUUGGUGAUGUGGCUAAGAAGCUUGGGGAAAUGUGGAACAAGACCUCUGCUGAAGAGAAGCAGCCUUAUGAGAAGAAGGCAGCCAAGCUGAAGGAGAAAUAUGAGAAGGACAUUGCAGCAUAUCGAAAGGGAAAAGUUGUCGGGGGUGCUGCGAAAGCCCCCACCAAACCAGACAAAGCAGAUGAUGAUGAUGACGACGAUGACGAUGAUGACGACGACGAUGACGAUGAUGAAGAUGACGAUGAUGAGUAAAUUGGUUACUAAGUGAUCUAGAGAUUAGAUUCUUGUUUAUAAAAGCAUUUAACCCCCUGUACACACUUAACUAUGGCCAUAAAAUAGGCAAAUGUGGAAAACUUAAAAGAAAAAAAAAAGUUAAGACCGUGUAUAUGAUAUGGUUUUUAAACUGUACAGUCCCCCCUUUUGUAUAGUAACACUACAAAAGUGUAAUGUGUUUCUCGCCUCCUAUCCACUCCUGUUUCACAAUACUUUGAAUUAUUUCCCCUUUUUAUUUUUCUGGGUAAUGGUAGUCCCUAAAGCCACUAUUUUUCCCUAUUAUACUCUAGUGGGGAUGAGAGGGGAGGGUUGAGUUGGGGAGGGGAUGACAAAUUGGCUUGGAAUUGGAUGUUUAGGUUGCGCAUCACACAACUUCAUUUAAUAAAAGGUUUAAGUUCAUAUACUUUUACUUUUUUCUUCUUUUUAAUUCACUUUCACAUCAAUAUUGUUAGUAAAAUGCUGUAUCAGUUAUUUUAAUGUACUUUGAAUACCACUGUAAUUGCCACAAUGACUAAAAAGAAGAGAGAAAAUGUUGUUACAUUGACAUUCUGGUAUGCUUCUGACAUCAAUAAACUUUUUUUUUUUAAAUAAAAAUGUUUUCAGUUUUCUACAUUGCAAUAAAAUUUAUAUGUGAGCUUAAGAAUAGAA
Tachysurus fulvidraco (yellow catfish) is the source of this 1451-nucleotide messenger RNA. RefSeq names its product high mobility group box 1a (gene hmgb1a). Gene Ontology annotation, molecular function: DNA binding, bending. The record is from RefSeq and is a predicted model, not a curated record. Bases 171 to 782 code for a protein of 203 amino acids. Lineage: Eukaryota; Metazoa; Chordata; Actinopteri; Siluriformes; Bagridae. Gene Ontology annotation, biological process: regulation of transcription by RNA polymerase II. The transcript is spliced from 5 exons. Gene Ontology annotation, cellular component: nucleus.